ACGUCCCAAUCCGAGCGUAUACCUUUCCCUCCCGGGCUCCCGGCGUGUAGGUAUAGUCGAGAGUCGAGAGAAUGCAGAGGCCGGUGAGCACCCCGUCGUUCCCCGUCUUCGCGGACGAGGAGGGGGCGGAGGACCUGGAGGCCAAGCCGGAGAAGGCGCCCGCCGUCCGGCCGUCGGCGGCCACGGAGCGGUCCGUCCACCUCGUGCCGCUCAUCGUCGUGCUCUGCUUCGUCGUCCUCCUCCUCUGCUCCCACGUCCCAACCCCAUCUGAUAUGUCGAGCUUUGGAGGGAAUGCUGGGGGCCGGAAAGCCCAAGCUGCUCUGACGCGGACCAAGGAAGGAGACGAUCGUGACAGUAGUCGUCAAGGACUGAGCAAGUGAUAUGCCAAGGAAAAACUGAGGAAGAAGCCUGAAUUUGUGAAGGAAUAUUUUUUGUUUUCAUUGGCCAUAAUGCGGGCCUCUUGAGAUGGGCAGGUAUGACCGCAUGGACGAAUCUCGUAAGACAAUGACCGUAUGUAGUAUGGCUCUGAUUGGCACACGCAAUAUGGAAUACCAAUAAA
Triticum dicoccoides is the source of this 559-nucleotide messenger RNA. RefSeq lists its product as uncharacterized. The record is from RefSeq and is a predicted model, not a curated record. The transcript has 2 exons. The coding region runs from base 72 to 380 and encodes 102 amino acids. NCBI's taxonomy places the organism in Eukaryota, Viridiplantae, Streptophyta, Magnoliopsida, Poales, Poaceae.